Messenger RNA from Ostrea edulis (European flat oyster), 6248 nucleotides. RefSeq lists its product as uncharacterized. The coding region runs from base 4122 to 5678 and encodes 518 amino acids. The transcript is spliced from 6 exons. Lineage: Eukaryota; Metazoa; Mollusca; Bivalvia; Ostreida; Ostreidae. The record is from RefSeq and is a predicted model, not a curated record.
AAUACAUGUAGACAGUGAACAAUACAAUCUUGCUCUAAAAUAUUUCAUAAAAUACGAAAACUAAUUCGUGUCAAUGCUACUUCUGAAAGUGUCCGACAUAAGAUACGAUUGAUAAUCAUCAAAUAAUACAAAAAAUACAAUGCGCAUUUACUGUGUGCAAGGGAAGUAAAUUAUAUAGUGUACUCAGAGGUCCCCGUUUACCCUACCCUCAACCUUGUAUUCUUUAUUGGAUUUAUUUAAUUGGUCACUGUUCCUAAUCUUUAGUUUUUUUUAUUUUAUAGGUCUUAUAUCGUGAUGAAAUUUUCAUACAUGUACAUUUGUAAGCUUUAGAAAUUCUAAUGCAUUGUACCGGUGACCCGAUCAUUUUGAUUAAAUAACUAAGUUAGCAUAAAUGUACCGGAAAUAAAACUUACGCAGCUCAGUUAAGGAGAUAUGAUACUGAGAUGAAAGUAAUUAGAUUUUUCUGAAAAUCAUUUAUCAUAGAAAUGAGUUCUCUCCUGUUUGAAAAAUGACAAUUUUUAUAUAUGUAAAUGAGUUCGUUUCCAUGGAAACAACCCCUGAACCUAAAAAUGUUGAAAAAACACAAAAGGCCAAAAUUUAGCAGUUGUAGAACCAAAAAUAUGUACAACAAACAAACAGGUUGUAAUAUGGCUAUAUUCAAUGGCCAUCAUACAAACAGUCUAUGUGCAGACACUGUGAUGUGAAAAUAUUUUCCACGUAACGCAAAAACAAAAUUGCCCAAAAUUCAGUCCGAAUUUCCUCAGCGCCUCUAAAAAAUAUCUUUUUGAGGAUAGAGUUUUCUAGGUUAAUGGUCAAAAACAUUUACUGAAUGUAAUUAGAUUUUAAUUAUUUUACUAUGAUUUAAAGAUGGCAUCCAUAGCUACAGGACUAACCAAAAAUAUUGGCAUAUCAAUGAAUUGGAUAAAAAGAUAUGAUGAACUGAAGGUCAUCUGAGGUCAUUGAAAAUUGCUACAAAUAAACUGAUUUUUUUUUCUUUCUCUAAAACACAUUUUUUAAAAACAUCAAACACAACGUUUAAAUCUUAUGUUCUUAAAAGUGGUUAAUUUGUGAAAAUAUUUUAGUUGGUAUGAAAACGAAUUCAAUUUGGAAAGAAAACAGUCUGAAUUUCUUUUUUUUUUUUUUUUUUUUUUUUUUUUUUUUUUUUUUUUUUGGCAUUUUGAGCGUUAAAAAAAUCAUAUCCUGUAUGAAUGUAUAUAGAAUUUUUGAAAUUUCAUAUAGAGAAUGCAUAAAGGUACCAAGACAAAAAAAAAACAAAAACAAAAAAACACUUAAAAUCAUAUCACCGACCAACCUAAAUGUUCUGAUCUCAUUAAAACUUUCAUACUUUAGUGAAUCUUUAACCACAAUAAUCAAAUAUAUGGCUCGAAUUGUUUUGAACACAGCCUUAUUUUGCUUUGAAAAAAUAAUUCAAACAAGUAGCAAUCUGACAUCCGAUAUUGAUACCGUAAUUGCGCCUUAGUAUUUAAUAAUCUACGAUAGUCUUGUGCCAUUAGUUGUAAUUGAAUCAGUGCAUGUAAUUCAUUAUAGUAAAAGUGUAAACUGUGAAAAAUACAAUAGAAUUGCCAUGAAUCAAAGGAUGAUGGACACAUACUUAUUAGAUCAUUAAUGAUUCAAAUAGAUACUCGCGUAAAGAAAUUACGUAUCGCAGAUAUACAUUAUGUACCCCUCUAAACUGCAAAUAUUGUUUUAGGUGUAUGUGUAAAUUAUUUGAUUGCUAUUGAUUCUAACUAUUCUAAAGUUUCAACUGAUAUUCUGGUGAAACCUAUAAAUUAGUUUUUACAUACAGGCCAGAUGCCUUAUCUAUCAAAAUUGGUAGGAAUCACCCUGCCUGACAGUAUAUACAUACAGAGAGCAAAAUGACAACCAAAUAGGUGCAUUUGUGCACCCCCCCCUUUCAAACAAUAAGUUAGUAUACCACAGGUCUGCUAAAUUAUUUUCAGCAUGCACUUGAUUUAAAUAAUAUCCAUGAUGUUUCUUAUGUGGAUUGAUUAUGAGUAGAUUUUCCGGUCAUAUGGUCAAUCCAAUCUGGACAUUGGAAAUACUGUGCUUAAUAUUUUGAAAACCCUUUGUUUGACAUACAUCGAACUUGGUACACUGGUUCAUCAUAAGGAGUAGAUGAGCUCUAUUUAUUUUGGGUUCAUAUGGUUAUAGGUCAAGUGUCUAACUGAACUUAGCAAUAUAUUGUCUCCUAUAUUUUAAGAAUCAUUUGACACCCACAUUGGUACACCCUAAAUAGUAGAUGACCCUAUUAGAUUUUUAGGUCACAUACUCAAGGGUAAAUUCACCCUGGACAUAGGAAGAUAUUGUCCUGUCACUAUUUUGAAUUGUUUUUGCACUACAUGUACUACCAAUUAAAUGACACAUCUGUAUAACCCAAUCCAAUUUUUGCACCACAUGUUUUUUGAAGCAUUACUUGUUUUAUUUGGCCUUGUGCAAGAAAAAACUUCUAUUUUGUUCUUAAAAAUUAGUACAAUGUAAAAUUAAUUUCAAAUCAUUAAGGUAGUACUCUACAUCGUCAUAAUGGCUGACUUCCUUUAAAAACAUGGAUGACAAAAUCGAUAUCAGCAAUAUUUGAAUUUUCCUUUUCCAUUUAAAUACCUAGCCGAGUAGCUCAGUAGGUUAGAAUACCGACUGCUGAACUGUACGUCGCAGGUUCGAGUCCAACAGGGGUUUUAAAUUUUUUUCAGAUUACCUUCUACUAAAACUGUAUUUUUUGACAAAAUAAAGUAAAUUUGAAAAUUUGAAAAUUCAAAAUAUUUUUGUACAUAACCUACACUUUUCAUCUACAUCAAAUUUCUCUGGUGUAGCAUACCUCCUUAAUUCAGGUAGUAAUUUUAAAUUUGUAAAAGACAUACUUAAGAGUAAGGAGUUUGAAAAUGGUUUAUCGUCCACAUGAUCCAAAUGACCUCCGAGUACAUAUAUGAAGCAUCAUGGAUUAUGUGAGUGGGUGGCUCAUGGGCCUUUUGUUCCAGUUUCUGUUUCAAAGUUCUUGUUUUGCAUGCAUGUUAAGAAUUUUUCUCUUAAAUUUCAGGUGCAUUUCUUUUUAACUAACUCCAUAUUGACUUGCCAGAUCCGACGAGAAUGAGAUAUCUAUAUCCUAUCCAAGUGGAAAGCGGACAGCGCUGGUAAUGAAUGAUGCUCACAAGAAAAUGUGUAAAGCUAUUUUCAAGUCGGACAAUGUUGAAAAAACUGUGCUUGAUGUGCUUGCCACCUCAAACCCUGAUGAUGUGGUUAUGGCAGCUACCAAGAUUGUUCAGGCAGAAACCAAAGCAAUUUGCAAAAGAAAUUCAGGCUCCCUGUUACUGAAGAAGGAUCAUGACAGUAUGAUGACCUUUACAUGGAACAAAUUUCAUAAGGAUUUGGAAGUGCGUGCUCCUAACCUGUUGAGGGUAAUCAGUGCAGUUGUCAGUGAUGUUCCAGUGGCACCAUCAGAGAAAAAGUUUAUGAAUAUCUUGCACACAAUUGCAACAGGAUGUCAUGGCCGUAGCCAAGAAAUGUCUGGGCUGCACUAUUGUAUUGCUUUUUUGCUUGUUCAUGGUGGAUGCACUCAAAGGGAUAUUCAAAGACUUGCUAAAAUUGGACUUUGUGUAAGCCCUGGAUCUGUGCACAACAAGUUGGCAUCCUGGAUUGACAAGCUGGAUGAAGAUGUUAUUCAGUUGAAGAAAGAUUGGUCAGAAGGAGGAAAUGUGAAGUAUCAGUUGGUCGGAGACAACUGGGACAAAAACAUUCUCCCAGCUUUCAGGUAAGCAGUUCUUUUGGUACUUAAACUUAUAGUGUCACAUGAUGUGUUCAUCAGUCGUAACAAUAACUGCAGUACAUGUAAUAUUAAUGAAAGUCAAUGUACUGUGGUCUCUCACAUGUAACCACUUCAAUAAAGGUAACUCUCAUUGACAAUGUCGAUAUCUUAGUUACAGUAUACCUUUCCUAUACUUUCAGGACGUACAUCACAACAGAAAACUUUGUCAUUACACCUGUUCAAUGUUGUUGUGGUUGUGGAUAGGAUAAUUCCAACUGCCAGAGGUGUGGAAAAUAGUGAUGAACUGAAAACUGACAUUAAAUUGGAGACAUUCAUACCAUCCAUUGAGGAACAAACUAUUCUGAUGGAUGAACUUGUCUUCCACUUUGCUACUUCAGUGAUCAAGGGAGUUCCUCAGAUGAAAGCAGAAUUUGCCAAUAUUUAUCCUGCUCAUCUGACUCAUCCAUACAGUGCACAAGCAGGUGAAAAAACAAAACAGUAUCCAUUAGGAUUAUUCGAUACAAAUGAGACAAAGACAGCUGAUAUGAUUCAGCUACUUCGGGAUUUGCAGUCCAAAUAUGUUCCAUUACAAGAUGAUCACAUAGUGGAAUCAGUGUUUUUUGGUGGUGACAGACUAACAGAUGAACGUGUACAAUGUGCACAGCAGUCAGUUCUCAAUGGAGAGACAGCAGAGUCCAGACUUGAAGGAUUUAUCUCUAAAAUUGAAGACUUUCAUCGUCUAAUGAAUUUCUUGGAGGCUAUCUGCAGGCUCACCUACAGCACAGAUUCUGGAGGAGACAGAGGAACUGCAUGCUAUUUUAGAAAUCUAUUGGAUGCCAGGAAUGUCAAAGGAGAUGUGAAAAAUGCGUAUCGCCCAUACAAACUUCUGUAUUACACAAUUUUAGAUGCUAUGUGCAUUGUUCUGUUUUUCAAGAAAUUCAACAGAAAUGCUGAUGAGGAAAUUCCAUUGCCUAUUGACUUUGAAAAGUUUUCAUCAAAUGACAAGAUCUCUUGGUUAAAUGGAAUCAGUCGUGAAAUUGUACAGGAGUAUUUUUUUGAAUCACAAAAUGACAUCAUGCAUGAUCUCCGAGAAAUCAUAACUGACAUUAGCCAUCCAGAAAACUAUUACCUAUCCAAUCUUGAGAAUGACAGAGUCCAGUGUCACUUUUGUCCCAAAUCAUAUGCAUAUGUUGGGUCCCUGAAAGCACAUGAAGAGAAGGUGCAUGGUGCCAAAACCCCAAUAUUGAAACCUUCAAAUGAAAAAGUGAAAGACGAAUUGGGAGAUCAUUGUCGACUUUUAUUCAAACUUGCAUUACUGCACAAGAACUUGGAUUCAGCAGUUGAUAUGGCCGAUGGACACCGUAGUGUACGAUCAGCGAAAUAUGAACUUCCAAUUUAUGUUAAAACGAACAAAACUAAGUAUGCUAUUGGAUCUAUCCACCUUGUUUCUUUAACAGAGGGUGUUCUGAAUGGGGAGCAGAAGGAACGGUUAAUUGCUAAUAGAUGUGUUAAUUUACAAGGGGGAAAGAAUAACAACAUGGCCCUUGACGAAUAUGUGGAGCUACUCAACAGAGAUAGCAAAGUUGUUUGUUCAGGUUUCCAAACAAAAGAAAGCAUUCUGCGACAUUCCAAGGAGUUUCCUCAUAUUGUCAACUUUGUAAAACACUUUGAUUCUGUUUGUAAUGUUACAACAAGAAAAGGAUUUCAUCACCUCCCAUCUUAUGCUGAAGAUGUUCAGAAAAUUGUAACUCAAUUGUUUGAUAUUGAUGCAUUUACAUUUGUGGAAGGUCGAAAGCUAAAAUGCAAAUCUCUGUGUACAAACAAAAACAUUUUCAAUGAUUGUUUUAAAGGGUUUGCCACUCUUGUCCAUAGACACAAGCCUCUGGUUGCUUUUCACCGUCUUGGAAACAAGCACAUAUAGGUUUCAUUUCCAUACACUUUUUAAGUGUGACAGUAUAUUGUAUAUAUGGUUGUAAUGAUUUAUUUAUUUAUGAGAUACUAUAUUGUUGAUACCAGUACUUUGAUUGUAGAUUACAUUGUGAUAUUACUGUUCCUCAACAUCAAUUUUAUAACUAGUCAGUUAAGGGAAUACAGUAAUCUCGUAAAAUGAAACUAUCGUACAUGUUUUGACUUGGUCAUAAGUCAUAUUUUAAAGCUGAAGAGAAUUGUUCUUUCAACAUAACAGUUAUUGAAAUACAGCUGUAACAAUUAACAGUAGUAAAAGUCAAUGCAUAUUUAAUAUUUGUUUUUAUUGAUAAAAUGUUUAAUUAUGAUGGUUUAAUCACCUGAACAAUUCAAGUGAACUUUCAUAGAUUUCUAACAUCUUCAGAGAUGAGGAUAACAAAGGUUGUGCACAUUAACAAGAGUUAGAGUUCAUUUACAAAUAAAACUCAAGGGGAUAUUCUACAUCAUCAUAAUGGCUGACUUCCUAUUAAAACAUGAAUGAAAAUAUGAAUAUCAGCAAAACUAUUCUAUGGAUUUCAAAUAUUGU